AUGGCAUCCACUCCACCCCCUCCAUCCCGCUCCGCCCUGAGCAGCAAGGCCCACCGAUACCGCAUACUCUCAAGCCUACUCUCCCUGCUAGACCGAUACCUCUCCUGUCCACUACCCCCAGGACCAAGCGUCGAAAUCGCCAUUCCCUCAACAGUCAGUAAAUCUCCGGGAUUAGUCCAACUCUACUUCUUCACUGCACCUUCAAAACCCCUCUGUCCUCGCAAACAAACCAGCCCAUGUCCGCCCCGCCCCGUCCUUAUCAACUUCCACGGCGGUGGCUUCUCAAUCGGCCACGCUCGCGAUGAUGCCCGCUGGGCGGGUACAGUGCUGAAAGCCUGCCCAGAAGCCGUAAUUGUAAGCGUCAAUUACCGGUUAGCCCCAGAGCAAUCCUUCCCCGUCGCGCUGGAAGACGGCGUCGAUGCUAUCCUAUGGCUAUGGCAAGAAGCGCAAAAGUACAAUCUUGACAAAACCCGCUUCGUACUCAGCGGAUGCAGCGCAGGCGGGAACCUCGCCCUAACAGUGCCAUUCCGACUACACGAAGAACUGGAGAAAAAGCGCUGGGCCUCGAUACGCGAGGAGAUUGCGUUGGCUGGUCUGGUGGUAUUCUAUCCUAGUACAGACUGGACACGAACGCGGAAAGAGCGGGAUGCUACGAAUCCUAUCGCCGAGCAAAAAUCCAUGAUCUCCCCUUCUAUGUACAAGUUAUUUGACGAUUCGUAUCUUCUCCCUGCGAGCCUGCCGAAACGGCAGGAUACGGGUCGGACGGAUAUGUCGCAUCCUUAUCUUUCGCCUGGUUUGGCACCUGCCUCUCUGUUGUAUGCGAGUUAUCCAUCUGCUGUGGCGAUUUAUACUUGCGGGUGGGAUCAGUUGCUUGUUGAGGGGAAUACGUUCCGGGAAAGGCUUCGGGGGUUUGUUGAAGAAGGGAAGAUGGCGAGUGUAGGUGGGUUUGUGGUUGAGGAUGUUGCUCAUGGGUUUGAUAAAAAGCCCUCUUUUUGGAAGGGGAACCAAGUGCGUGAGAGGAUGUAUGGGGAUGCUGUUAACCAGUUGAAAGCGAUGUGGAAGAUGAAUUGA
Molecule: messenger RNA, 1071 nt
Organism: Penicillium crustosum
Lineage: Eukaryota; Fungi; Ascomycota; Eurotiomycetes; Eurotiales; Aspergillaceae
Exons: 1
Coding region: 1-1071 (356 amino acids)
Molecular function (GO): hydrolase activity
Source: RefSeq, a predicted model, not a curated record